Messenger RNA from Amphibalanus amphitrite, 1431 nucleotides. Its product is annotated as acid-sensing ion channel 3-like. The transcript has 2 exons. The record is from RefSeq and is a predicted model, not a curated record. Gene Ontology annotation, cellular component: membrane. Lineage: Eukaryota; Metazoa; Arthropoda; Thecostraca; Balanomorpha; Balanidae. Gene Ontology annotation, molecular function: ligand-gated sodium channel activity. Gene Ontology annotation, biological process: sodium ion transmembrane transport. Bases 1 to 1431 code for a protein of 476 amino acids.
AUGGGCGUGCCACCGAGACCCAGCAGCGCCGUCUCCAAGUGGUGCGCCCAGGAGGUGGACCUGGGCUGUCCGGACGCGCCGGCGCCCGUCCGCCGACCGGCCACCACCAUAGUGAUCCGCAGCGGCCGGCUGGGGGAGCGCAGCCCGGCGGGCGCGGCGCGCACGGCCGUCUCGCUGCAGCUGGUCUGGCUGCUGGUGGCGCUGCUCUGCGUGGCCGUGCUCAUCGCCCAGAUCGUAGACCGCAUCCAGACGCUCGGAAACCCGCCGAUCGGCACCGAGAGCCGGCGCGUCUACAACACCAGCAUGUACUACCCGGCCGUCACCAUCUGCCACAUGGAGGGCUUCAAGCGCUCCGUGGUGAGUCGCUACAACCAGAGCUGGGACCGCAACUCGCGCGCGUUCCAGGCGCGCUGGUCGCGCUUCCCGUGGCAGUCGGCCACGCUGGAGCAGCUGUGGACAGAGGCCAGCUACUCGCCCCAGGAGACCAUCAUGACCUGCCAGCUGGGCGACGGCCGCAACGACGGCGUGUGCCCCGUCUGGGCCGGCCUGGCCGACGGGCUGCGCUCGUUCGAGCUGAGCUGGCAGCUGCAGCCGCUGUCGGGCGGCUGCACCACACUGCGGCCGCGCGCCGACCUCCACCCGCGGCCCGGCAUCGAGACCGGCAUCCAGCUGUACCUGCGCAGCGACCCGGACGAGUACGUCAGCCCCGGCAUGGGUGUCGGCUGGACGGUGACCGUGCACGACCCCAAGUACAACUGGUCGGACCUGGCGCUCGGCUGGUACGACUCUCUGAGCGUGCUCACCGGUGACCGGGUGCAGGCCAAGCUGGAGGGCAGCUUCCACUCGUCGGUGCAGCGCCAGGACGCCUCCUGCGCCGACGUCAAGGACUACAACGUCGCCUCGUGCCACUACAACUGCAUCGCCGACCGGCUGGAGGCCAAGUACGGCUGCCGGCCGCCGUGGAUCGCCGGCGCCCAGCCGCUCUGCAACGACUCGGCCAGCUUCGAGCCGCUGCUGAGCAGCGUGGUGCGCCGCGAGGACUCGCUCUACAGCGAGUGCCUGGCGCGCUGCAUCCGACCGUGCGACAACAACUUCUACAGCCUGUACGUGAUGUCGGUGAGCGGCGCGGCCGAGCUGCUGGCCAACAACAUCAGCCAGGUGCAGAUCUACUACCCGACCGGCCUGACGGCGCGCGCCGCCCAGUACCGCGCCUACAGCGGCAUCCAGUUCCUGGCCGACGUCGGCGGCCUGCUGGGACUCCUGCUCGGCGUCUCCGUCCUCUCCACCGCCCAGGUGAUCAAGGACGGCUGCCUGUGGGCGGCGCGCCGCUACUGGCGGCUCGAGGAGGAGGACGACCAGUGGGACGAGGAGGCGCACGAGCUGGUGGCCGCCGCCAGCUGCGGCAUCGCCGGACAGACCGCCAAACGCUAG